Molecule: messenger RNA, 1199 nt
Organism: Brassica napus (rape)
Lineage: Eukaryota; Viridiplantae; Streptophyta; Magnoliopsida; Brassicales; Brassicaceae
Product: hypersensitive-induced response protein 2
Exons: 6
Coding region: 178-1038 (286 amino acids)
Source: RefSeq, a predicted model, not a curated record
GGAUUCAAUUAGACGAAAUAUUUAAAUAAAAAUCUGAGUCUAAAUGGGGUUUUAAAAAUUGAUUUGAUUUUUCGUUAAAAUAAUCUUAUCCUUGGAUUAUAGGAAGACAAGUUUGAAUUGUCUGUUGACUUUUGUGUGGUGUAUGGGUUACAGAAUCUUUGCCUUGGAAAAUAACAAAUGGGUCAAGUUUUAGGAUGUGUCCAAGUCGACCAGUCGACCGUUGCAAUCAAAGAGACGUUUGGCAAAUUCGACGACGUUCUCGAGCCAGGUUGUCACUGUUUGCCAUGGUGCCUAGGGAGUCAAGUCGCUGGUCACCUUUCCCUGCGUGUUCAACAGCUCGAUGUUCGCUGCGAGACCAAAACUAAAGAUAAUGUUUUUGUCACCGUUGUUGCUUCGAUUCAAUACCGUGCUUUAGCUGAGAGUGCUCAGGAUGCUUUUUACAAGCUCAGCAACACCAGGAACCAGAUUCAAGCUUAUGUCUUUGAUGUGAUCCGAGCAAGUGUGCCUAAGCUGGAUCUAGACUCCACCUUUGAGCAGAAGAACGACAUUGCGAAAACCGUUGAGAGUGAGCUUGAGAAGGCUAUGUCGCAUUACGGAUAUGAGAUAGUUCAGACGCUUAUUGUGGAUAUCGAGCCUGAUGUGCAUGUCAAGAGGGCUAUGAAUGAGAUCAAUGCUGCUUCAAGGAUGAGAGAGGCAGCGAGUGAGAAAGCAGAGGCGGAGAAGAUACUUCAGAUCAAGAGAGCUGAAGGAGAAGCUGAGUCCAAGUACCUUUCAGGUCUUGGUAUAGCACGUCAGAGACAAGCCAUUGUGGAUGGUCUGAGAAACAGCGUGCUGGCUUUCUCUGAGUCUGUUCCAGGGACAUCUUCCAAGGACGUCAUGGACAUGGUUCUGGUCACUCAGUACUUUGACACUUUGAAGGAGAUUGGCGCGUCUUCGAAGUCAAACUCGGUGUUCAUACCGCACGGUCCAGGCGCUGUUAAGGACAUUGCUUCACAGAUAAGGGAUGGUCUUCUUCAGGGAAACGCUGCUGCUGAGUAAGAAGAGAUCAUAAAAGUACAAAGCUUUCUUCAGGGUUUAGUUGUGUUUCUAUUGUUGAAAGUCCUUAUGGAUUCCUUUUAAAAUUACAUAUCGUUGGUUUGUUUAUGGCUUGUGGACGGGAUCAUAUGUUUGGUUUUAGUUAUGUUUUGGGCUUGAGAGUA